Messenger RNA from Engraulis encrasicolus (European anchovy), 1374 nucleotides. RefSeq names its product transmembrane protein 53 (gene tmem53). NCBI's taxonomy places the organism in Eukaryota, Metazoa, Chordata, Actinopteri, Clupeiformes, Engraulidae. The coding region runs from base 202 to 1059 and encodes 285 amino acids. The record is from RefSeq and is a predicted model, not a curated record. The transcript is spliced from 3 exons.
UCGAUGACCCCCAUAAUAAAACCGGAACUGACUUGAACAUCCCUCGUUCUCUUUCUCUAGUCGGACUGCAUUCGUAACUCAUGCUUUCACCAGCGGUAGCAUAGCAUUGUGUCACUUUCAUAGAACAAGGACUGGAGAGUGGAGACACGUCCAGCUGUAGUAAAUGGCACAAGAGGAUCUGUGAAACUUACAAAUUUCAACAUGGGAGACGAUGACAUAGAGUACAACAUCGUCUUUCCAGAAGCAUUGGUUUCAGAGAGACACUGGCGGGGAUCAAAGGAACCAGUGGUCAUACUGCUAGGAUGGGCAGGCUGCAGAGAUAAACACCUGGUUAAAUAUAGUUCCAUCUAUACAGAGCAGGGAUGCAUCACUCUUCGCUAUACAGCCCCUUUGAAGACAGUCUUCAUCUCAGAGAGUUUUGGCUACAAAGAGCUGAGACACACUGCUUCGAAGCUGCUAGAGACACUGUACGAUUACGAGGUAGAGAACAACCCCAUAUUCUUCCACGUGUUCAGCAAUGGGGGAUUCAUGCUCUAUAGGUACAUGGUAGAACUCUUGCAGAAGGACAAGCAGUUCAGCACACUGUGUGUCCUUGGGACGGUGGUGGACAGUGCACCAGGCAGUGGCAAUGUCAAGGGUGCGCUGCGUGCACUGAGAACCACCCUGGGUCCCAAAAUCAAUGUGCUCCUGCGCUACCUGCUCAUGGCCCUGUUCGCCGUGACUGUGUUCCUCCUCAGGAUUGUCCUGUACCCUGUGACAAAGUACUUUCACAAGAACCACUACGACGCCAUGAUGGACCGGCCGGCACCAUGGCCUCAGCUCUAUCUGUACUCCCGGGCUGACCAGGUGAUCCGGCACGCGGACGUGGAGCGCAUGGUCCACGUGCUGCAGGGCAAAGAGCUGGCGGUGCAGAGCUUCGACUUCGGCACCCCGGCUCACGUCAGCCUUUUCCGAGAUUUCCCUGAGGACUACUCCAGACGAUGCCUCAACUUCCUCGGCAGUUGCACAACGUCUACAGAAGACACCAAAUUGAAAAGGCGGCAUGUCGUACAGCAGUGAACAGAACAUUUUUUUUAAAGUUUAAAAAGGAAUCUCUUGUGUGUUUACUACUGCUGUAUUUACUAUUUGUUUGUUUCUAUGAAAACCUAACACUACUGUUGAUGAAUUUUGUAUGACACUUUGUGUUUUGACUAAUUCUAAUUUAUGUUAAUUUUGAAUGUGAUCAAAUGUUUAUGUUGAUUUCUUAAUGCUGUUAUUGUUUGAAACUGUGAAUAAAAAAAUGACUUUUAAUACUUACGGGGAUUUUUUGACAGACUGUGUUUAUGUAUUGGACUAAUGUGCCUUCUAGAAAUUAAAAGCCUUUGUUUCAUUCUA